Messenger RNA from Thyridium curvatum, 1548 nucleotides. RefSeq lists its product as uncharacterized. Gene Ontology annotation, molecular function: heme binding; iron ion binding; oxidoreductase activity, acting on paired donors, with incorporation or reduction of molecular oxygen. The coding region runs from base 1 to 1548 and encodes 515 amino acids. The transcript is spliced from 2 exons. The record is from RefSeq and is a predicted model, not a curated record. NCBI's taxonomy places the organism in Eukaryota, Fungi, Ascomycota, Sordariomycetes, Thyridiales, Thyridiaceae.
AUGGCGCUGGUCAACCUCCUCCUCUCGCCGUGGGCACUGCUCGCUGCAGCAGUGGCCCUGGUGGCCUACUACCUACUCCCUUACUUCACGACAUAUGGCCACCUCCGAGGCAUCCCGGCGCCGUUCCCGGCCCAGUUCUCGAACCUCUGGUUGCUGUCCGUGGUCCGCAGGGGCAACAGGUACCUGAGGGUCGACCAGCUGCACAAGGAGCUCGGCCCCAUCGUCAGGAUACAGCCCAACCACAUCAGCGUCAACGACGACGAGGCCAUCCAGACCAUCUACGGCCAUGGCAAUGGCUUCCUGAAAUCCGUCCGGCGUACCAGUGAGUUCUACGACGCAUUCGUGUCCAUCCGCCGCGGCCUCUUCAACACCCGAGACCGCGCCGAGCACUCGCGCAAGCGCAAGAUCGUGUCCCACACCUUCUCGGCCAAGUCGGUCGCCCAGUUCGAGCCCUACAUCCACCAGAACCUCGAGCUCUUCGUCAAGAAGUGGGACUCGCUCGCCGCCCUCGCGCCCACGAAAGACGGCGCCGCCCACGUCGACUGCCUCAACUGGUUCAACUACCUGGCCUUCGACGUCAUCGGCGACCUGGCCUUCGGCUCGCCCUUCGGCAUGCUCGAGAACGGCGCCGACAUGGCCGAGGUGCGCGCCUCGCCGACGAGCCCGCCCAUCUACGCGCCCGCCAUCGAGAUCCUGAACCGCCGGGGGGAGGUCUCGGCCACGAUCGGCAUCCUGCCCCAGAUCAAGCCCUACGCGCGCUACUUCCCGGACCCUUUCUUCAGCAACGGCCUUGCCGCCGUGCAGAACCUGGCCGGCAUUGCCGUCGCGAAGGUCAAGGCGCGGCUCGACAACCCGCCGAGCGCGGACCGCAAGGACCUGCUCGCGCGCCUCAUGGAGGGCCGCGACGACAAGGGCGAGCCCCUGGGCCGCGAGGAGCUGACCGCCGAGGCCCUGACGCAGCUCAUCGCCGGGAGCGACACGACGAGCAACUCGUCGUGCGCGCUGCUCUUCUACGUCGCGCGCACGCCCGGCGUCCUGGAGAAGAUGCAGCGGGAGCUCGACGCGGCCAUCCCGGCGGACUGCGACGUGCCGACGUUCGACAUGGUCAAGGACCUGCCGUACCUGUCCAACGUCAUCAACGAGACGCUGCGCUACCACUCGACCUCGGGCAUCGGCCUGCCGCGGCAGGUCCCGCCGGGCUCCGCGGGCGUCACCAUCCAUGGGCACUACUUCCCGCCGGGCACCAUCCUCAGCGUGCCGACGUACAGCAUCCACCACUCGCGCGAGAUCUGGGGCCCCGACGCCGACGACUUCAACCCGGACCGGUGGGACGGCCUGACGCCGCGGCAGAAGAACGCCUUCAUCCCGUUCAGCUACGGCCCGCGGUCGUGCGUGGGCCGCAACGUGGCCGAGAUGGAGAUGAAGCUCAUCGCGGCGACGUGGUCGCGCCGGUACAGCGUGUUCCUGCGGCAGGACUACAUGGACACGCGGGAGGGGUUCCUGCGCAAGCCGCUGGGCUUGGAGAUUGGGUUUUCGAGGAGGCGCUGA